AUGGCUUUUCAAGGUGAACGUUUUGUGCUGGACUUGGACGAUGAUGAAGGUUUUCCACCAGAGAACCCGAUUCUUAAUCCAUUCUCCUUGAUUGGAGAGAUCAAAGAGCGAAAUCCAGCCCCCGCCGCUCCCCCAGCGCCCACUCCCACCGCUUCUUCCACCGGCUUCCCCGCCCACCGACGACGCAACAAGCCGUCCUCUUUCAAGCAGCGACGUGCUGAGCAAUCUGCCGCGAAACAGACUGAGACACCUUUUGAAGAAAGCGUGACGCCCACCCCGCAAGAUGACAAGAAAUCCAUCGCGGAGCAGAACAGCCUGCAGCUGGCAAACAUGUCAGAGAAACAGAUCGAGCACGAACGGGAAGAACUGAUCGCUUCGAUGGAUCCGAGCCUACUGGAACGAUUUCUACGCCGAGCAAAAAUCCACGAUGACCCUUCAACCGAAGAGUCGAAACCGAAGCCUCCACCAAAGCCAGAAGUAGAGGACGAAGCAGAGGACGAAGCAGAGGCACCAAAGCCAAAGAAAUCAGUCUCCUUCGACAUCCCAGCUCCAGCUCGGGCCCCGGCUCCAGCUUCAACAUCUCAAAAAGACUCACCACGCCCAAAACCAAUUUCCACAUCCAGGAAAUUCCUUAACGAUGACCUUCCACCAACGAGUCUCCCCCAAGACCUUCACCCCGCAUCUGAAUACCCAUCCCUCGACCCAGCAAUCCUCGAGACCUUCCACUUCCCACAGCCCAAGCAACCAAUGCCAACACUAGACCCCAACUCCCCGAACUUCCUCAGUGAUAUGCAAACACACUACUUCCCCGAACUAUCUCACGACCCAGCCGCCUUAUCCUGGCUAAAACCACUUUCCGCCGACGAAGAAGACCCAGAUUCUAAAUCGCCCUACCACCCCACCAGCGACGCAAUCGCCAUUGUGCCCUCCGCAAUUCGGUUCUCGCUACGCGGUACCAUCCUCGCACCGGAAACCUCGCUUUCAUUACCUACUACAAUGGGUUUACAUCACCAUGGCGAUGAUCCGCAUGCAGCGGGGUAUACCAUCCCCGAAUUAGCCAUUCUAUCUCGGUCCACAUUCCCCGCUCAGCGUUGUAUUGCAUGGCAAGUUAUUGGAAGGAUUCUAUUCCGACUUGGGCGAGCAGAAUUCGGAGAUCGGGGUGGACCCAUUUCUGAGGGAUUAUGGCAUGUCAUCGAGAAGGAAGGGGUUGUUGGAGGGAUGUUAGCUGAAGCAGAUGGUGCGGCAGGACAGUUUCCUGAACGGAACCGGAAGAGUGGACAGAAAGAAGGCGAUGAAGGGCAGAUGCCUGUUGCAUCUGGGAUUGGGCGUCAUGCUAGUGCUGCUGCGUGGGCUGUUGAGGGGGUUUGGUUGUGGCAGAAAGGUGGUGGUGGUGAUCGGGGAUUCUUGAAGGAGGGACAGAUUCGGUCUCAGUAG
Molecule: messenger RNA, 1434 nt
Organism: Penicillium malachiteum
Lineage: Eukaryota; Fungi; Ascomycota; Eurotiomycetes; Eurotiales; Aspergillaceae
Product: RPAP1 family protein
Exons: 1
Coding region: 1-1434 (477 amino acids)
Biological process (GO): transcription by RNA polymerase II
Cellular component (GO): nucleus
Source: RefSeq, a predicted model, not a curated record